Molecule: messenger RNA, 696 nt
Organism: Argentina anserina (silverweed cinquefoil)
Lineage: Eukaryota; Viridiplantae; Streptophyta; Magnoliopsida; Rosales; Rosaceae
Source: RefSeq, a predicted model, not a curated record
AUGGCUUGUUACUUCUCAAUAACUGUUUCUUAUGGUUCUGGAUGGAAGAGAAGUCGAUAUAGCUUGUUUGGGUGGAACAUGGGUAAGCCUAAACUUGAUGAAGACCCAAGACCAAAGAUGAAGUACCAUGAAACUACUGAUAUGCCAUUUCUACCUUCUCUUCUGGACAAAACAUUCUUAAGAGGUAGGGAACUCAAAUGCUGCUACAAGGCAACCAUUGACGGAUUUAAUGCAGCUGAUUUCCACAACUGCUGUGAUUUCAAGGGGCCUUGUCCCAUAAUUGGCUACACAAACAAGUCCAAGUUUGGUGUCAACCCUGAAGGAUAUAGGAGCACAGAUGAUUACUAUGACAGUUUUGAUAGUAAUGAGAAAACUGAUGAGCCUAUUAUUCUGCCCAAAGUAGGAGGUAGUGGUGCAGACCUUUUUUAUUAUGCCCGGGGCGGGCCACAAUUUGGCACUGAUGGGUUGCUCAUUGGCCCACCUCUAGUGCCGGUUAUGGGUCGGUUUGCUGAGGAUACUAAUUUAGGUAUUGGUGAUUCAAGGCAAGCCAAAUCCAUAUUAGGAUUGUCAUAUGCAAAGAGAAAAGGUGGAAAGGAGUCUCUAUUUGGAGAUGAGAAUGGAGCAACCCUUGAAGAAGUAGAGGUUUAUUGUAGUCCUCAAAUUGCAAGCUUGUACCAAACUAAUGUAGUUGCAUAA